GGGUGUCUGCCUGGAGGCGCCUCCUCGAUCUGCUGCGUGGGGAAAGAGCCAAGGCGAAGCAAGAGCUGCGUGUGCAGGGAGUGCCCGGGAUCGGACUGCAAAGGGCGCUGCCUCCUAGCCCGGGGGGCAGCUCGGGCCCCUUGGCCAAGCUGCGGCCCGGCGCCGCGCAAAGUGCAAGAAAGUCGGGAAAAGUUCCUGCCCGUCGAGGUCUCCCCGCCGUGCCGCUGCCUGCCGGGCGUGUGACACGCAGCACCGCUGCAGUGGGCGGAGGGCAGGGCUGGGACCUCCCUCCAGCGCAGGAGGAGACUCAACCCGUGCUUUUUGCGGGCUGGGUUGCAUCGCACCCCCCUUGAUUUGCAACUCUCCCCCCAGCCACCCUUCGGUUCCCCAGCAGCUGGAGGAGGCUGCUCCCCGUCGGGGUAUGUGCGGGCAGCGGCGGGAUGGCCUCGGCCGUGUUUGAGGGCACCUCUCUGGUGAACAUGUACGUGAGGGGCUGCUGGGUGAACGGCAUCCGGAGGCUCAUCAUCAGUCGGCGCGGGGACGAGGAGGAGUUCUUCGAGAUCCGCACCGAGUGGUCGGACAGGAACGUUCUCUACUUGCACCGGAGCUACUCGGACCUGGGCCGCCUCUUCAAGAGGCUGCUGGACUCUUUCCCGGAGGAUCGCCCCGAGCUGUCACAGUCCCCCCUGCUCCAAGGAUUAAUCACAAUAAAAGAGGCCCGUGAUAUAGAAGCCAGGCUUAAUGAAGUGGAGAAGCUUCUGAAGAUUAUUAUAAAUAUGCCUUGGAAAUAUUCUAGAUCUGAAGUUGUCCUUACCUUCUUUGAAAGAUCUCCGUUAGAUCAAGUGUUAAAAAAUGACAAUGUCCAUAAAAUUCAACCAAGCUUUCAGAGUCCGGUUAAAAUAUCAGAAAUCAUGCGAUCUAAUGGAUUUUGUUUAGCAAACACUGAAACAAUAGUUAUUGACCACAGUAUACCAAACGGAAAAGACAAGCACCUGGAUGUAGAUUCAGCAGAGCACUUGUUUGAAACCGUUAGUGAGUUUACUUCAGAGCUAGAAGACACUGAUGAUCCAGCAGCCUAUGUCACCAACUUGACAUAUUACCACCUGGUCCCAUUUGAGACGGAUAUUUUGGACUGAGGCUUUCCAGGGACCCAGUCAGCUAGCAUCCAACUGAUUUCUUUGCUCAUAGACUCUGCUUUCCCAUUGCUCUUCUAUGAAUAAAGCUGUGUGAUUAAAAACAGCAGAGAAGUUGCUGCAGAUAUGCCAUGAAACUGAUUUUGCAGCUUAGCCCUUCAUUGUGACUCAAGGAGGUACCUUGCAAGGAAGUAACUGCUUCAAGAAACUCCUUUUUCUCUGAACGGAAUGUAGCAAGAUCUUAGGGCUACUUGGAUCCAAGGAAAUCAUUUUGGCAAAGGCCAUGGCAACCACUACAGUGACAGAACCAUAAGCGAUCAUUCUGUCGUUUGGCCCCAGUGGUCACUGGUAUACAGUGCAACUUGUACAAAAGACGACCCUUAUUAGCAGCUUCCUGUCUUAAAACGUCACAACAAAAUAUCCCCAGAUGUACCGAGUACACUUCCACUCCACCUUUAUUAGAAGACCACCUCUGUUAAGCAGUCAACAUUUGUCAGUCCCUUUAUGUGGUCACUUAAGACAGGUCCCAUAGUUUGCUGUGUGUUCAGCUGUGAGAUGACAGGUGCCUUACAUAUAAUGUUACAAAUACCAUAGAGUGCCUACAGGAAACCAAUGCACAAUCUGAUUACUUUACCUCUGUUAAUCCUUGGGUGUUGUUUAAUCAUCCGAGAGCUGACUUCUUUCCUUUCCUUUCCUGAAAUCGGAGAGCAAACUGGCAUUGCAAUGGAAAGCUUAUAAUGCUGCAGUACCUUGAAUUACUUCAGAGUUCUGGAAAGCUGAUAGGAAGGCUAAACUGCCUUGCUAAGAAUGGUCAGUGCAUGCCAGGCACUUGGAUCUGGUUUUUCUCUUGGAUCAGGAAAUCUGAGCAGUGCUUGCAGUUGUUUACACAAGAUGGAUAAUUACCUUUGUGUAUUACUUUCCAGAGAAUGGGGAGAUUUAAGCCCUGUAGGGACUGAGAAUUAAAGAUAAACUACAGUGUAUUUUACGAGGACAGGAAAAAAGAAACCACCCCAGCUCAGAUAGUCUGCUUAACCCACCCCCAUAGACCUAAUGGGCCUGAUUCUGAUCUUGCCUACACUGGUUUCAUACCAAUGAAAUUCUAUUCACCUCAGUGGAGUUACGCCAGUGUAAGAGAGGGCAGAAUCAGACCCUCAAGGCUCUUUACUACUGAGUAGUGCAACGUUAACCUCUCUUAGAGCUCAAUCUUGUAAGUUGCUGAGCACCCUGAACUCACAAGAUGAGCUCAACACCCUGCAUGAUCAGGCCCUGACCUUUCAUCAAGCAUUUAAUGUAGUAAUGGCCAGAAUUAAUUUAAAGAGAGAUGAACUGAGAAGAGUGCACUUUGAGCUGGUUAUCUGUACAAUAGCUUUGCCUUGGUCCUGAAGAACUUGGCACAGCUCCUCUCCUGUAUACUCUUCAGUGCUCUGUGUAUAAUAACAGUAAACAGAAUUUGCUAAUGUACAUAAUAAAUUAUUGAGAAUCCUAAUUCCUUUACAUGGUAUGUUUUUAAAAUAUAUAUUUAAUGAAAU
This is a messenger RNA of Terrapene triunguis (Three-toed box turtle), 2662 nucleotides long. RefSeq names its product PX domain-containing protein 1. The record is from RefSeq and is a predicted model, not a curated record. The coding region runs from base 441 to 1136 and encodes 231 amino acids. Gene Ontology annotation, molecular function: phosphatidylinositol binding. Lineage: Eukaryota; Metazoa; Chordata; Testudines; Emydidae. The transcript is spliced from 5 exons.